UUUCGGUGUCGACUUGUCAUUUUUUUAGCUUAUUUAUUUAUUGUAAAAAGCAAGGAUAAAUUGCACUUGGCUUGGGAGAUAAAAUUAACAAAAGAUAUGAAAUAUAAUAUAAUUUAACUUUGCAUAAUGUUUGCUGAUGGUUACAAGUUCUGGUUAGCUUUCAAGACUGAUAAGACCAAUUACUACAGAUGCAGUCGUUAUCCUUCAUCAAAAUGUCCUGGAAGGUGUUAUGUCGACAAAAAUGGAAAAGUGAAACACACAACAGAACAUAAUCAUCCUCCUGAACCAAAUCGGCUGCUCUUAGAUAAAUUCAGAAAAUCUUUAACACGCAGAGCGGAAAAGGAAACUACUGAACUUUUUAAAAUUUACUGUGACGAGGCAAGCAAACACGUAGAUGCCGCGCUAUUGUAUCCUUUUGCUGCCGCUGAAUCAGCAAUGAGAAAAGCAAGACGGAAGCAAUUGCCAGAUUGUCCAGACACUGUUAAAGAUGUUGUUGAAACACUAGACCAUAAUCAAGAUUUAUUUCGUGUUCAUAGUGGUUCAGAUAGAGACGCACUUUAUCAGAAAACUAUAUCAAUUGACGAUUGUGUUUGCAUGAUUUUUAUGCAUCGUAAGACAUUUGAUUUAUUUCGGGGAAAAAUAGAAGAAUUACAUGUAGACGGAUCUUUUGAAUUUGUUGCACAAAAUCAUCCUACUUAUCAUUUAAUAACAUUUUAUGCUGUACUGGGUCAUAUUACGGCUCCAGUUGUAUAUUCCAUUUCUACCGCAAAAUCACAAGCAGCAUGUUCCACAAUAUUCGCUUACUUAAGAGAUGAUUUAAAAAUACGUCCAAAAAUUUUGAUUUGUGAUUUUGAUCCAAUACUACAGACUUCAUUAUCCUAUAUUUAUCCAGAUACUGUUAUUAAAGGAUGUUGGUUUCAUUACACUGAUGCAGUUUUAAGCCAAAUGAAAUUGUUAAAGCUAAAAAAAGAAACUGCCAAGGGAAUUGGCGCAAGUGCUUUAAAAAUGUUACUGGUGUUACCUUUGCUACCACCGGAAUAUAUGGUGCCAGGUUUGGAGAGUACAAGGAAAUGGAUGGAAGAAAAGACAAUAUUUUCAGAGGGCCUAUCAAAUUUAUGUGAUUAUGUUGAAAAUCAUUGGUUGAGAGCUGUUGGUACGAAAAAAAUGUCAAUUUUUGGAACAACAAGAAUAUCAUCAAAUCAUUUGAAAAAUUUUAAUAAAGAAUUAAGCAAUACUAUAGGUCAACAAAAACCAGUAAUUUGGGUUAUUCUGGAUUCUUUAACACAAAUAGCAACAAAGAUAUUUGUUAAAACUUCUAGAAAAAUUAAAAAUUUUAAAAAUGCAGCUCAUUUAAAAACUAUUUCUACCAAAGAUUUUGACACUUCUAAACAACCUACGAAGCUUCCGGCUAAAUCUUUAAAACGAAAUGAAUUGAUCUCAGAAACUGUAAUAUCCAGGGCAACGCAAGUCUGGAUAAAAACACCAGUGCAUUUACGGAAUCCAUUAGUUUUUCUCCAAUUAGCAAGUCACUGCAUAAAUGACACUGUAUACUUGGAGACAUUGUCAGAUAUAAAAGAAAGAUAUUUGCAUCCUAUUACGACUCCACCUGCCACUGUUAUAUCAAACAUAAUUGUGUCAACUGCCAACUCAAAUGUCUCUAGUUCGCAAAAUAAUGCUAUAGAACCAAUUUCAACUCAGUCAAUCAUAACAUCUCAAACAGAUUCUUUAACUUCGUUACCAACACAUUCAUAUUCAACAGGUACUUGGAAUACGGCUACCCACCAGGACGUUUUACAAAAUUGUGACAGUCCGUUACAAGAUCUACAAAAUGCUCCGAAUUCUCCAUCCUUAAGUGUUAUUCUUCAAGAGAACACAUUUAAUUGCCCAUCUAUUACACAUCAAGAAUUUUUAUUGGCUCAGCCGGGUCAGGCACCACCCGAUUCACAACAAAGUUCUUAUACAAGUUGCUUUGCCCAAAAUAGACUGAAUGUAGAUUUAAAUAGAACUUCAGAAUCUGCCAUUCACUUACAACAAAUACAAUGUGAUAAUCAAACACAAAACUACUUUACUUUUAAUGAAUGCCAUGUUAUGGUUUCAGAUUCAAACGUUGAAAAUGAUCGUGAAGCAUGUGCAAAUUCUGAUCAAGGCGAACAUUCUGCUAUUCAACAACAACGACAAAAUGUGUCAUGUUUACCGACAAGGCAUCAACAAAAUGAAGAACAUUGUAAAUAUCAUAAAGAAACUCAACCAUAUAAAUCUCCACAUAAUAUGCGAACUAAUUCUUUUGAUAUACAAAACGCACAAGUAAAAUGUAUAUCAAAAACUAACAAUUUUUCGUCUAAGUUAUCAGAACCUCCACCAUUAGUAUUUUUUAAUUCAGUUAAACGUUUGCCAUGUAAACGUAUUUUACCAUUAUUAUCAGAUCCUCCUCCUUUAGUUCCAAUAAGAAAUAAUGUAACAAAUAGUCUUCGGAAUAAAUCAAGCAACUAUGGCUCUAAUUUAAAAAAUAAUUAAAGUUAUUUCUAAAACUUGAAUCUGAAAGCAAUUGUCUUAAAGUAAUAUUGAAGAAUAGUUACAAUAUUUAAAAUUUUUAUCAUUAAAAUUCAGUUGAAUACAGCUUUAUAUGCGUCUAU
This is a messenger RNA of Condylostylus longicornis, 2633 nucleotides long. RefSeq lists its product as uncharacterized. NCBI's taxonomy places the organism in Eukaryota, Metazoa, Arthropoda, Insecta, Diptera, Dolichopodidae. The record is from RefSeq and is a predicted model, not a curated record. The coding region runs from base 127 to 2514 and encodes 795 amino acids. The transcript is spliced from 4 exons.